Messenger RNA from Trachymyrmex cornetzi, 4973 nucleotides. It is a transcript of the gene Ptx1, whose product is annotated as pituitary homeobox homolog Ptx1. Gene Ontology annotation, molecular function: DNA-binding transcription factor activity, RNA polymerase II-specific; RNA polymerase II cis-regulatory region sequence-specific DNA binding. The record is from RefSeq and is a predicted model, not a curated record. Bases 1368 to 3179 code for a protein of 603 amino acids. The transcript has 5 exons. Gene Ontology annotation, biological process: regulation of transcription by RNA polymerase II; anatomical structure morphogenesis. Gene Ontology annotation, cellular component: nucleus. Lineage: Eukaryota; Metazoa; Arthropoda; Insecta; Hymenoptera; Formicidae.
GCUUCUCCUCUCCGACGUACGUUAAGGGCGGAGGUGCGAAUAGUGACGAGUGCUGCGCGAUUAUCAUCGACGCGCUCGUGCCGACGACGACGACGACGACGGCGGCGACGUCGACGUCGUUACCCGCGGCCGCGCCGUCUGACGACGGUCGCGGGUAGGAGACCACGUUGUUCUCGUGCCACGCGUCUGUAAAUCGCAUGUAAACAUUCACGCAGUGAAUUCCCGGAGUGGCGAACGAGAAUUCGGAAGUGGUGAUAAUACAGAUCGUGGUGUCACGAGGGUGCCGUGCUCGUCCAUCGCGUGCUAUCAAAUUAUCGCCGUAACUUUGAUUGGUGACAGAAGCGGAUGUCGACUCUUGGUGAACAUCUCGCAGGAGAGAGUGGAUGACGGAGAGGAGUAGUGGUCAAUCUAGUGCUAGAUAUUGUAGGGAACUUUUCAUUACGUCUACAAACAGUCUACGUUCUAUCUGAUCUAUGAACGCUUCGAUGACACUCACAGGGAGGACGUAAAAGCGUGAAGAAGAAUCGUGACAAAUCGUGAAUACUCGACUCCAUCAAAGUGAGAAAUAACAGCAAAAAUUCAACAGAUAAAAACGGAGCAAGAGAAGUAGAUGAGUUCAUCUACCUCAAGUGGAAGAUGUUUAUGAGGAUGAUAGUGCUAGUAGUUCAGCCUACUUAAGCGACGUAUUUUAUAACUCUUCUAGCUUUUUUUUACAUAAUAUAGUGACAUUGAGCCGACAAUUUGCCUGAUUUAUCAAGUCUCCACGUGUCAUAGCGCGGCGUGUCAUCCACGUGAAUCCCGCGCUAUAUUUCGGAGUCUUGCCGUGAAUUCGCGACCGUCCACGUAAUUCCCGUCGGUCCAUCUCGAAUACCUCCAGCGCAAAAUGUCGCGUAUACGCUUAUCUUGUCAACGAUAGAGAGAAUCGGAGCGCCAGCGUAAGAGUGCCGACGGUAUGACGAACAUGCUGUAAAAGCUGUAAUCUCUAAAAAAAGAAAGAAUUAUACGAGUAUAAUCUCUUUACAAACCUAUGGAAGAAUCCAUAGACCUCAUUAUUGACUAUAUUAACAACCGCGCAUUGUAUUGUCUGAUAGAAACCGAUGCGUCACAAUUUUCAUGAUAAGUACUCUUUUCGAAGGAAACAAGCCGCUUGAUGUUUUCGGUUGGUAAUCGUCUUUAAAAAAACUAUCACGCAAAUUCUCGGUUGACGACAUUCUCCGAUCUACGAGACAGGGAGGACGCUUGAAUGUGUCCUUAGAAGAAGCCAACGAACAAACCGUGAUCGCGCUGAUUCGCGACCUCUCGCGGGUCAGGUUGAUCGUGUCACCAAGUUGUAAGGAACAGUCAACACGACGUUAACCUUCUAUAGUAUGGACCGGGGCGGCGGGCCCGGGGGGAGCCUCGAUCUCGCCGGAGGCGGCGGCGGUGGCGGCGGAGGCGGCGGCGGUGGCGGAAGCAAUACGGAUUUGUGUCUGCAGGACCUCGUGAUCGGACCUCCGAGCAGCCUCUCGGUGCAGCAUCAUCAGCACGCGGCAACCGCCUCGAUGGCCGGCCUGCACGGCGACCAUCUUCAGGGCACGAUGCACCACCAUGAUCUCCACGGUAAUUCGCAUCACGAUACCUCGAUGCUGCACAAUUCCAGCCACCAGCUGCACCAUGAGCCGCUGGAGAAACUUAAACGUGUCUGGGCGCAGGGUGACUUCGGGGACGAAACCAAUGGGGGCCUCGCGAGGCUCGACGCGGGUCAUGGCGCUCACACCCCCGGUGGUAGCAAUCCUAGUACACCGGGAGCGACCCCCACGACACCCUCCGGUGGAUAUUCCACCGGACAGCCGAGGAACCGUACGAACGCAACUCACAGGCAAGAUAUUCGAAAAGGUGUACGAACACCACCAGAAGUGAAACACGAAUUGGGUGCUGCUGGUGGCGUUGUUUCUCCUGGGGUAGUUGGAGUCAACGAUACCGACGAUAAGGAUGGGAAAAAGAACAAAAGGCAAAGGCGACAAAGGACACAUUUUACGCAACAUCAGCUUCAGAAUCUGGAGAUGACGUUUCUGAGAAACCGGUAUCCAGAUAUGUCAACCAGAGAAGAGAUAGCUUGCUGUACGAAUCUUACGGAAGCUCGUGUCAGGGUCUGGUUCAAGAACAGGCGGGCGAAAUGGCGGAAGAAAGAGCGUAACGCGAUGAACGCCGCUGCGCAGGCCGCAGCGGAUUUCAAGUCGGGCUUCAGUACAGCCAGUCUGAACGGCUUCAUCACCCAACCGUUCCCGGAUCCCGACACUCUCUACAGCUCAUAUAGCACGUACAACAACUGGGCGGCCAAAGUACCAUCGCCGUUGAGCGGCAAGAGCUUUCCCUGGAUGAACACUCUGGGCUCAGUUGUGCCUGCGGCAUCGCAUCAUCAUCAUCACGCUCAGGUCAGCCCAGUGAAUCCCUUUAACGCCGCAGCGACGUCGGUCGCAGGCAGCCACGUGGGUGGCAUGUCAGUUUCGGUCGGUCAAGCGGCCACGUCCAUGUUACCGGGCAUGGGUUCUGGUCUCGGUGUCGCGAGCUCGCCGGUCGCCGCGUCCGGCGCGGCGUGUCCGUACGCGGCGCCGGCGGCACCGCAUCAUCCAUAUGGACCGCCGGUUUACACGCCUCAUCAUCGAUCGCCCGAAUCCUGUACAGUGAUGACAUCGAGUAGCAUCGCGUCGCUACGAAUGAAGGCGAAACAGCAUAGCAGUGGUUAUGGCGGCGGUGGUGGCGGGUCAUUCGGCGCAGGCGGUACCACGGGCGGUACCACAGCCGGAAGUAUAAGUCCCGUAAGUUCGAGAGCGUCCGCCGCCUCGCCGACGCUAUCGUCGACGCCCUCGUCGACGACCUCGCAUCCGCAUUAUCUUAUGUAUGAUGAGGACGGGGCUGCGGCGGACCAAAAGAUGGAAGUGGACGAGCGAGGUGUUAUCGAGGCGAGUAGCAUGGUGAAUCCCGAACAAGUGGUAGCUUGUACCACUGCCGGUGGUAUUGGUGUGGGAGUCGGUGUAGGGGGACCGGGUACGGCCACUGGAACUGGUACAGGAUUGACUGGUUAUUGGCAACACGCGACUACCGCCACCGGCUACUGGCCAUCGUUGUUCGACUGUUGGACGACGCCACCGAUCGCAUCCGGUUCACAGACGCUGUCUUUGCCGCGGGAUGACGAUUGAGGCCAGUAGAAUUUUAUCGACUACUCAUGCGUUGGCGCUGUCCUGCUUCUCCCAAUUUGUCGCGAAAUCUCGUUUUGUUUCAUUAAAUAUUGAAUGUUUGAUUUCAACGAAAAUGACUCAGAGAUAUAUCACAUUUAUAUUUCCGCCGAAAAACGCAAAAACGAUUUCAUUGUAGUUAAUUAAAAAUAUAUAAUAAUGACUUCUUCACAUGCCUUUAUAAAAUUCAUAAGUAUCGAAUGCGAAGUCACUUAUUAAUUAAUACUUGAUUGAAAUUGAACGAUGCGAUGCAAAUUUCAUUACAGCAUUAGAAAUAUUUUAUUUGCGAAUCUUAAAUUUCUCUGACAGCUAAUAAUCUUCAAUUUCGAGAUCUUCGUGAAAAUUGAGAGUAAAGCAAAAGGGUAAAGAACCAGUGUCUAUCAUGAUAGAAGAAUUGACAGAACAUACAGUUGAAAAUAUUUGGUUACGUUGUAAAUACAAGUAUUAUGCGAGUAAUCGGCUAUGUUGAAUGCGAUCGGCAAACUACGAGGCUAGUCGGUGAACUCACAUAUUCCUCAAGACAGAUAAAAGUUAAUGGAGUACAAAUGUUAAACUUCCGCCGCGAUGAAAAGUAUAUUUAAUCCCCCUUCCUUAUUUUCAUUUUAGUAUUUUUAAUUAAACACGAUAUAUUUAUUAUUCGAAUACGAUACUAAAUAUACAUUGCGAUGAAGCAACAAAAUAGUAUAAUUACGCUGAAAAAAAAAAACGAGAAGAAGCUUUCUCUAAGAGAAUCAUAUAGCGUAAAUUAAUGCUAAUUACGCUGCAUGCUUUAAUAAUUUUUUUUCAUAUGUAAAAUGUGAGGGACGGGGAUUAAUUUUUAAGAACAACGGCGCUAACAAAGAUCUCUCGCGGAUCACGUACUCACUAUUUUGUAGAUAUAUGUAUAGUAGAACGCCGGCUCUUUAUGCCGAGCGUAACUGUAUACCAAAAAAUUGUUACAUUGUAAUGACGAUAAUAACGAUUAUUCAGCAGAAUACUAAAAUAUUAUAGGCUGUAAGUAAGCGGAUUGUGCGUUGUACAGUGUAUGGAGCAAGGAGCAUCCUAUCGAUUAGGCGUACGUUAUAAAUCUGAAUUAGUAUUGUCGAAUAAUUACUAAAACAAUAUUCACAGUAUCCUCGCGCGGCGCGUGCAAUUGGAUUUUUCAAGUCCGUCGAUUCCUCUUCCUCUUCGUACUCUCAUCGUUCCAACGACAGUGUUUAACUUAUACGUAUAUACCCUUGAUUGUGUAACUAGAGAGGCGUUAACGUGAUCAACGAAAAUGUCCUAUUUUUAUAAGUAGCUUAUUAUUUGAUAGACCACGCGUUGUGAGGCAACAAAACCAAAGUUAAACCCAAAAAAUAUCACGUAUGUAUAGUAAUUAUGCCGCGCGUUGAAGCCACAGAGAUAAUUGUAUAAAUUAUUACACAUAACGGGGGAGUGUGGUGGUGCGUCGGGAGAUUUUGACGGGAUGAAACGACGACGAGACACGGCGCGAAUCGAUCGGCUUCGGAAAAGUCGACAUGCGAGCGGCCGAUCGCUAUAAAGCUCGAGGUAUAGUCACGUAAGAUAGGCGUAAGAAACGACCGCUAUUUUGUAUGAAUCCCAAUGUCGUACAAAUGUUCGUCGUAAUCACAUAUCCCAGUCCCUGCGGUGAGUGAUUCGUAACGUCACGCAGAAUGUUCUUCAUUCCCGUUUGUCACCUCACUCGCUACGUGUAAACGUUCCUACUGGGCGAUAUUGAGCGCCGUAAAAGGCCCCGUUUGUAAUCUAGUCACAAUA